GCUAUAUAUACACCCGCAUAUACAUCGCCUCAGCAUCCACAUCGUGAUACUGAAUUACUGAAAUCCAUUCUCUGCAAUGGCGGCGCCUCACAUGCCUCGCGUCAAUCUUGGUACCCUAGGCUUUGAGGUUUCCAAGUUAGGAUUUGGCUGUAUGGGCCUUACUGGAGUCUAUAACGCUCCUGUCCCUGAAGAGGUCGGAAUAUCCAUUAUCAAGUAUGCGUUCAGUCAAGGGAUUACGUUCUUUGAUACGUCCGACUUUUAUGGAGCCAAUACCAACGAAGUUUUGGUAGGAAAGGCCAUAAAGGAGUUACCCAGAGAAAAUAUCCAGCUGGCAACGAAGUUUGGUAUUACCGCAGAUGCAAAUUUAUCUAAUAUUCAGAUCAAAGGUACGCCAGAAUAUGUGCGUUCAUGUUGCGAAGCCAGCUUGAAAAGGCUUGGUGUGGAAUACAUUGAUCUUUAUUAUCAGCAUAGGGUGGACAAGUCAGUGCCAAUAGAGGACACGGUAGGUGAACUCAAGAAACUGGUGGAAGAAGGAAAAAUUAAAUAUAUUGGGUUGUCCGAAGCUAGUCCUGAUACAAUUAGGAGAGCACACGCGGUUCAUCCCAUAACAGCUGUGCAAAUAGAGUGGUCCCUGUGGACUCGCGACAUUGAAGAGGAGAUAGUUCCGCUCUGUAGAGAGCUUGGUAUUGGAAUAGUGCCGUAUAGCCCUGUUGGUCGUGGCUUUUUUGGUGGCCGUGGAGUUGUGGAAACCGUGCCUGCAGAUAGCUUCCUGAGCUCGCAUCCCCGCUUCCAGUCAGAGAAUUUGGAGAAGAACAAGAAAAUAUAUGAUCGAAUAGAAACCGUUGCUAGGAAGCAUCAGUGCACUCCUGCUCAGCUAGCAUUAGCAUGGGUACUCCAACAAGGCAAUGACGUUGUGCCUAUCCCUGGAACAACAAAGAUUAAGAACCUAGAUCAAAAUUUGGGUGCCUUAGCGGUGAAACUUUCAAAUGGGGACCUCCAAGAAAUUUCUGAGUGUGUCCCCAUUGAUGAAGUAGCAGGUAAUCAAUACUUUAAGAGCUGGGACCAUUUCAGCUGGAGGUUCGCUAACACGCCCUCGAAAGAGUGUAAGGCCUCAACAUGAACAGAGAAUGAUGUAAUUUGUGUUCUGAAGCAAAAAAUGACGGCAAUACCAAUAACCUGUAAACCGAGGCUCCAAAGUAUAUAGCCUGGGUUGGGUGUUUUGGGAGUUGAGUAUUGUUGAAAUUUUAAAUUAUUGUGUGGGAUUGUCCUUGGUAGUAUGUCCAAAAUCAUGAAUUAUGUUAUUGUAUGAAUAAGAUGUGGGGUUUCACCGUCAUAUUGGCAUGAAAAUU
Prosopis cineraria is the source of this 1349-nucleotide messenger RNA. RefSeq names its product probable aldo-keto reductase 1. The transcript has 7 exons. Gene Ontology annotation, cellular component: cytoplasm. The record is from RefSeq and is a predicted model, not a curated record. NCBI's taxonomy places the organism in Eukaryota, Viridiplantae, Streptophyta, Magnoliopsida, Fabales, Fabaceae. Bases 77 to 1120 code for a protein of 347 amino acids.